GUGAUGAUGUCAUAGACGCGCCGCUCCGGUAUUUUCUAGUAAAUCUCGAGGUUGCUGCCGUUUGGAAAUGAGGGAAACUCCGCUCUCUAACUGUGAGAAGCAGUUCAUCCUCCAGGCUAUCGUCGAGAAACAGCGUCUUGAUGGAAGACAGACAUAUGACUAUAGAAAUAUCAAGAUAACAUUUGGAACUGAAUAUGGAUCUUGCAUUGUGGAACUGGGUAAAACAAGGGUUCUUGCACAAGUGUCAUGUGAACUUGUUCCUCCUAAACCUAGUCGGCCUACAGAAGGCAUCAUUUUUUUCAAUUUGGAGCUCUCUCCAAUGGCUUCUCCUGCGUUUGAACCUGGCAGGCAAUCCGAGUUAUUAGUUAAACUGAAUCGACUGUUGGAGAGAUGCCUGAGGAAUUCCAAGUGCAUCGACACAGAAUCCCUGUGUGUUGUAGCGAAUGCAAAGGUGUGGCAGAUUCGUGUGGACUUGCACUUGUUAAACCAUGAUGGGAAUAUUAUUGAUGCUGCAAGCAUAGCAGCCAUUGUGGCAUUGUCUCAUUUCAAAAGACCUGAUGCCUCCAUCCAAGGAGAAGAAGUCACAGUGUACAGCCCAGAGGAGCGUGAUCCAAUUCCAUUGAGCAUCCAUCACAUGCCCAUUACUGUCAGCUUUGCCUUCUUUCAGCAGGGAACCUACCUGUUGGUGGAUCCAAUUGAACAUGAGGAACGGGUCAUGGAUGGACUUUUGGUAAUUGCCAUGAACAAACAUCGUGAACUAUGCACCAUUCAGUCCAGUGGUGGAAUUAUGCUCCUAAAAGAUCAGGUUCUCCGUUGUACUAAAAUAGCUGGCGUGAAGGUGGCAGAGAUCACAGAACUAAUGCAAAAAGCUCUUGAAAAUGAUAAAAAAGCCAGGAAAGAAGGUGGGAAAUUUGGUUUUGCAGAAUCCAUACCAAACAAGCGGAUCACUACCUUUAAGCUUGAUGAAACUCCAGUGAAUACAGAUGGUGUUGAAGAACAAGCUGAAGAAAUUGUAUCAAAAGCCGAACAAUCCACACCAUUCAUUCCAAAACCAAUUGUACGUGCUCCUGGAACAGGUCAAAUUGGGGAAGGGAUUCAAAAUGAAUGGAUGAUUGAUGAUCUUGAGGAAGAGGAGGAAGAAGAUGAAGAGGAUAUCGUUCCUGAACCAGGCGGCCAGAGUUUGGGCAAUGAUAAUGAAAGAGCAAGCACACAUACAGAUGUUGAGGUUAUCCAACUGUCAGAAAGUGAAGAGGAGGAAAUUAUAAUACUGGAGCCAGAAGGAAUGCAAAUAAAAGGAAGAAAGAUAAAUUCAGAAAAAGCUCAGCAGACAUCAACAAACGAAAUAGUACCAAAAAAUAAAAACAAGAAAAAACAGAAGAAAAAGGGGACUCUGUUGUGAUAUUAACCAUCAAAUAAUUUAAUAUGGAUUCUGUUGAAGCUAUGUAAGAGUACAUAACUUUUAUUGUGUUGCAUGUUAAGUAUGCUCCUCUAAGAGGAGGCAUAUAAAAUAAAUUGCACCAUUGCAGGUGUCAAGGAGAGGUUUGGAUAAAUAUUCUUGACAUUUAUCUAUAAAUUUAUAAAAAGCUACUGUAUUUUGAAAAUUAAAAAGUUUGGAUAAGUUUGUUUAAAAUCCCUUUAGGAUUUUUGCUAACUAUUUAUUGAUACCUGGUUGACUAAUUGGCAACUUCUCAGGGAUUUUGUUAAUUUUUACUUCAUUAUAAUUUUUAGUUGUUUCGUUGCUAAUUGUUCAGCUUAGAUUUUCUGCCACUUCUGCAGAUGUUGUCUGUAAGAGCUGUAAAACAAAUUUUAUCUUUUUAUUCUUCACCUUUUUAAAAUUGUAUUUUUAUUCCUCCUUUCAAACAGUUGUGAUAAUUUGCUUGAAUUUGUUUAAUUAAACCUGUUUAAUUUUCUUGAAUAAAAUCCUGUAGAGAAUUUUGAAAAUGACAAUAGAUGAUACCUCAGAAUCUGACCAUCACAGCUUUUAGUCCAUCAGUGGCAAAAGACAUUGUAUUUUCAUUGUUACUUUCUGUCUUAAGUUUCUGUCUUCUGAUGUUUUAAAUGCAGAAUAACAAACAAUAAUUUCCAUUUUUAUAAUAAUACACCAAGAGGCACUUUUGAGGCAUCAGGAAAAAGUGGACACUGAGCCAUGGAUGGACAUAGUGGGUGGAAUCUUAUGAGACCACCCAGACAGGACUGGGAGGGAAAUCUGAAAGGUUGCCAUCGGUUCAGUGGGCUGACUUGCUCAUCUCUGGAUGAUCUUGCCAGAUGUGGGUGAGCAAUGGAAAUGGUGGAUGGCAAAUUAGUGACAAUUAACUGACCACUUGGGGCCAGUUUGGGGAUGUAAAGAUGGCUGUGCAGCUGAGGCCACAAAAAAUUUAAUAAUUUCACACAUCUUCCAAAGUUGCUCCGUCUUCAGGAGCCCUCAGGUUUUCCUGCAUAACUUAGCACCACCCACCUCUCCCAGUAGGCUGCCGGCAGAACAUCGCUGCCAGGUGUCUGUUCCACCUGCCAUCUUUAAUUAGAUGGCACUCCCAGAGGCAGCCUCUUAAUUGGCCUCCGGUAUGAUUGAGCAGGUGGGCAACCAGGCAUCACAGGGAGAUUCGGGACCCACCUUUGGUCCUGAUAUCCGAAAAUCUUCACAGGUAAUAAGAUUCCGUCCACGCUAAGAGGAAUACUGUGUAGAUAAAUGGAGGAAGUAAUAUUUUCUUUCACUGAAGCUGAGAAAAUUAUCUACUCCCAAUAUCCUCAUUUUGCAGACCUUUAUAUACUAAAUUUGGUGGGGGGGUGGUUUUGUUAUUUGAUGCUGAAACCAUUUAAAUAGUUUGCACACCUUUCCUUCAUCAUAUCCUUUCACUUAUGACAAAAUUGUAACUCCAUGGUCAAUUAAAUUUAUGAAUAAAUUGAUGUAAAAUGUUAA
This is a messenger RNA of Carcharodon carcharias (great white shark), 2917 nucleotides long. RefSeq names its product exosome component 9 (gene exosc9). Bases 68 to 1399 code for a protein of 443 amino acids. The record is from RefSeq and is a predicted model, not a curated record. Gene Ontology annotation, biological process: U1 snRNA 3'-end processing; U5 snRNA 3'-end processing; exonucleolytic trimming to generate mature 3'-end of 5.8S rRNA from tricistronic rRNA transcript (SSU-rRNA, 5.8S rRNA, LSU-rRNA). The transcript has 12 exons. Lineage: Eukaryota; Metazoa; Chordata; Chondrichthyes; Lamniformes; Lamnidae. Gene Ontology annotation, cellular component: nuclear exosome (RNase complex); cytoplasmic exosome (RNase complex).